Aspergillus homomorphus CBS 101889 is the source of this 990-nucleotide messenger RNA. Its product is annotated as Gfo/Idh/MocA family protein. Bases 1 to 918 code for a protein of 305 amino acids. Gene Ontology annotation, molecular function: nucleotide binding. The record is from RefSeq and is a predicted model, not a curated record. NCBI's taxonomy places the organism in Eukaryota, Fungi, Ascomycota, Eurotiomycetes, Eurotiales, Aspergillaceae. The transcript is spliced from 2 exons.
AUGCACCCCUCAGCAGCGCGUGCGUACGGUUCCUACGAGGCUCUAGUCACGGACCUCGAGGUCGAGACUGUUUAUGUUGCCUCGCCUCACUCACACCAUUUUACGCACACUCGUCUGGCCUUGAUGGCCAAUAAACACGUUCCGGUUAAGAAGGCAUUCCCCGUCAAUGCUGCACAACCUCAGGUGCUCGUAAACCUGGCGAGAGAGCGUUGGCUCUUCCUGUUGGAGGCCCUCUGGACCCGAUUCUUUCCUCUCACUCGGCAUGUGCAGCAUCUUGUUCGUGAGAGUGCUAUUGGAACAGUGCAGUGGAUCGUGGCAGAUCGAAACCUAGGUCGGAAUGUGGAGGAUCUGUAUGGCACGGAACAUCGGCUGGUGAACCCGGCCUUGGCUCGCGGCGCAUUGUUGGAUUUGGCCGUUUAUCCUCUGACCUGGGUUUUUCUCUUUCUCAGCCCCGAUCGACCUUGGGCUUCAGUUGCCCUGCGCGUGUCUGGGUCCGUCAUCAAGUACGAAGGCAUGGGAGUGGACGAGACAGUGUUAGUCGUCCUCACAUCCCCGGAGACCAAGAUGGAGGGGGUAGCGACUGAUAGUUUACGUGUAACGACAGACUCCCGGGACCUAGACGUACGCAUCUUUGAGACCAAGGGAAAAAUCGAAGUAUUAGGUCCCGCGGCACGCCCAGACAGGAUCAAGGUGACUGUGUGUGGAUCAACCAUCGAAGCUUCAACAGUCCCAUUUCCGAUCCUAGUUGGCCAUGGACUAUUCUGGGAGGCGGAUGAGUGCGCGCAUUGCUUGCGCGCUAAAAAGCGCGAAUCGACCAUCAUGCCCUGGGCGGACACUUCGUUGAUGAUGAACGUGUUCGAUCAAGUUCGUGAGCAGAAUGAAAUGCGCUACCCAGAAGAAAUUGAGUCUGUUGUAUAGUUACUGCGAAAGGUUUACUGAUAACAUGCUCGCAUUGAACUAACUGAGAUGUGAGAUGUAGCUCAUGAGUUG